AUGGCGGCACGCAGAGACACCUGGCGCCCAAAAGUCUUUGGCGGUGCACCCAGCAAAAUCGCCAGCAUCAAUCACGGCACUUAUUUCUAUCAUGCGGCGCAGGAAGGGCUCCUAGCCAACGACACGAAUAUCCAUGCAGGGAUUCGAACGACAAUUUCCGGUCCGUCAGACUACGAAAACGACGGCUAUUGUGGCUUUGAAAUUGUUGAAGCUAGAGAGAUUGACAUUAUUGGUAUUGAUGGAAUCAUCAAGAAAAUCCGAGACCGCGUAGGAUCGGAGCGGCCAGUGUAUUGGUCGAUUGAUAUUGACACAUUGGAUCCAGCGUUCGCACCAGCUACAGGUACACCUGAAACAGGAGGCUGGUCGACUCGCGAACUGCGCACAAUCCUUCGUGGUUUGGACGGGAUCAAUCUGAUUGGGGCCGACAUCGUCGAGGUCGCACCUGCGUAUGAUACGAAUGCCGAACAUACAACCAUGGCAGCGGCGGAUGCGCUGUAUGAGGUAUUGACCAUCAUGGUGAAGAGUGGACCGCUGAGCGGGAUGGCAAAUCCGGGCAAGGGGGAGACUACAGGUUAG
Messenger RNA from Xylona heveae TC161, 576 nucleotides. Its product is annotated as Arginase/deacetylase. The record is from RefSeq and is a predicted model, not a curated record. NCBI's taxonomy places the organism in Eukaryota, Fungi, Ascomycota, Xylonomycetes, Xylonales, Xylonaceae. The transcript is spliced from 3 exons. The coding region runs from base 1 to 576 and encodes 191 amino acids. Gene Ontology annotation, molecular function: agmatinase activity; metal ion binding.